Rubroshorea leprosula is the source of this 2511-nucleotide messenger RNA. Lineage: Eukaryota; Viridiplantae; Streptophyta; Magnoliopsida; Malvales; Dipterocarpaceae. The record is from the annotation of a GenBank genome assembly.
AUUUCCUAAAUAUAAAAUCUUCACUUCAAACCCAAAUCGAAACUUUUUUUCUUCCUCCUCUUUCCUCGCUCCUUCUGUUUCGUCUUCGAAAUUUGCUUCACUUCUCUUCUGGGGUAUUGUUUUUGAUCUCUGUUUAUCACCUAAAAAUGCCUGCUUGGUGGGGGAGGAAGUCAAGCAAGAACAAAGAAGAGACCCAGAGUCCACAUGAGGGUCACGGUAAGUUUAGCAAAUUCUCGGGUAAAAGUAAAACUGAUGAGAUGAGGAAAGGGGAUAAGGAGAGUCCGAGAAGCGUCGACGAGGGGAUUAUCACGCGGAAUUCGCCGCGUUGCAGCAGGGAUUUUGGUGUUGGUGGAUCGUCCGGGUUCUUGGGUUUUGAUUCGGAUUCUGCGGAAAAGCGAAGGCAUCCUCUACCUAGACCGUCGGUCUCGUCGAUGCAGAGUGAUCAUGGGAUCGGGCUGGGAUCCGCCUCCGUUUCUGUCUCUAGUGUCAGCUCUUCUGGGUCAUCUGAAGAUAAUCAGAUUGUCAACGAUCAGGCUCAAUUCGGUGCCCACAGGUCAUAUGUUGAUUCCAGGGGCCAUAGUGAAAUCAGGUUUAAUUCGAGGGCUAGAAGCCCUGGUUCAGGGCCAAGAGGACCUACCAGCCCAAAAUCACCUUUACAUCCACUGUUGUCUGGAUUGAGUCUCGAGUCACCUACAGGGAAACAAGAAGAUGGGAAAUCUCAAAGUCACCGGCUGCCUCUUCCACCAGGUUCUCCUAGUAGUCCCUCCUUGCCUAGUUCAAGAACUUUAGGAGUGAGUGAUGGUACAUCUUGUGCUCUAUCCAAAUGGAGAAAGGGGAGGCUCUUAGGAAGGGGAACGUUUGGGCAUGUUUAUGUUGGAUUUAACAGUGAAAGCGGGCAAAUGUGUGCGAUAAAAGAGGUCAGGGUUGUUUCUGAUGACCAGACAUCAAGAGAAUGUCUCAAGCAAUUAAACCAGGAGAUAAAUUUAUUGAGUCAACUUCAUCAUCCAAACAUUGUUCGAUAUUAUGGUAGUGAACUGGGUGAAGAAACACUGUCAGUUUACUUGGAAUAUGUCUCUGGUGGCUCAAUCCACAAAUUAUUACAAGAAUAUGGUUCCUUUAGGGAACCUGUUAUUCAAAAUUAUACCAGACAAAUUCUCUUUGGGCUAGCUUACCUGCAUGGAAGAAAUACAGUACACAGAGAUAUAAAGGGCGCAAAUAUAUUGGUAGAUCCUAAUGGUGAAAUCAAGUUGGCAGAUUUUGGCAUGGCCAAACAUAUAACAGCUUCUUCAUCUAUGCUUUCAUUUAAGGGAAGUCCUUUCUGGAUGGCACCAGAGGUUGUAAUGAAUACAAAUGGAUACAGUCUUGCAGUGGAUAUAUGGAGCUUGGGAUGUACUAUUCUUGAAAUGGCAACUUCAAAACCACCUUGGAGCCAGUAUGAAGGGGUGGCUGCAAUAUUUAAAAUUGGAAACAGCAGAGAUGUUCCAGAGAUUCCUAAUCAUCUUUCUAAUGAUGCAAAAGAUUUCAUCAGGUGUUGCCUGCAAAGAGAGCCAUCAUUGCGUCCUGCAGCUGCAAAAUUGCUAGAACACCCCUUUGUUUGCGACCAAGCAAUUACAAGAAUAGCUAACAUCAACGUAACCAAGGAUGCGUUUCCUUACUCUUUUGAUGGGAGCAAAACACCGCAGCCAGCAUUAGAGCUUCACUCCAACAGAACAAAUCGCAUCUCAUUUGAUGGAGAUUAUGGGACAAAGCCAUUUGCCACAACCUCAAGAACUUCUAGGAGUCCAAUGGAUAAUGCAAGAAUGAUCACGUCACUGCCUGAAUCUCCAUGUUCAAGCCCCUUAAGAUAUGGACCAGCACAUAAGAGCUGUGUUCCUUCUCCUCCCCAUCCAGCUUAUCAUUUGGCAGGACAAAGCAGUUACAAUUUGAGUGACUUCUCAGGAUAUACAACCAGACCAUACACAAGAUAUACUCAUGAUUUUUCGCACGAAACUUCUCCACUGAGAAUUCAAACACCUGGCACCCCGCCAAGAACAAGACCCAUUUGAGUCCUUGUAAAUACACCGAAGGACAAAUAUCUUUUCCUGAGUCUUCCCAAUAUGCUUGGAGGAGUUGAAGUACACUUCUCAUGGGUAAAGUAUCCUUCUUUCCAAGUAAAUUUCACAGUAUACAAAUUCCCACCCCGUGAAUGAAGUGAUUGAAUUUUCCCUCUGACGGCUGCUACUUGAGAGUAGGACAUUAUUGUGGAGUACUGAACCUUUGCUGCUCAGGAGAGAUGCCGGAAUUCUUGGUAUUCUUAACUAUCUGUUGAUUAUUGUAUGGGGAAGGCAUCGACUGUUUGUAAGUUGUAACAUUCACAUUGUAUACUAGUUCAUGUCUUAAAUACCGUUAUACUUUCAGCUAGAUGUAGAACUGUGCUCGUGUUCUUCCUCAAGGUCACACUCUCCAUUGUAGAACAUACAAUAAACUAUUCAUUUCUAGCAUGUUGUGUACACUGAAGUCUUCUCAAAUGUG